Molecule: messenger RNA, 3132 nt
Organism: Limulus polyphemus (Atlantic horseshoe crab)
Lineage: Eukaryota; Metazoa; Arthropoda; Merostomata; Xiphosura; Limulidae
Gene: betaCOP
Product: coatomer subunit beta-like
Exons: 22
Coding region: 209-3082 (957 amino acids)
Biological process (GO): intracellular protein transport; intra-Golgi vesicle-mediated transport; endoplasmic reticulum to Golgi vesicle-mediated transport
Cellular component (GO): COPI vesicle coat; cytoplasm
Molecular function (GO): structural molecule activity
Source: RefSeq, a predicted model, not a curated record
GUAUUUAAUAACGUUAGAGGUGCGUAAUUAUGGAAUAUCUCGUUCCGGGAAUUCAGUGAAUGAUUAUUAAAAAAUUAUCGUAUUUUUAUAAAUUGGCAUUUGUUGUGUUUUUGGGAUAAGCCCUAUUUUCGGCAUUACUGGCCAAACUUCAAUCAGUCAGUUGGCAGAUUCUGUUUUAGAAAAUAAGAAUAAAGCCCAAGAAAUCAGUAUGGCAUCAACAGAACAGACCUGUUACACACUCAUAAAUGUAACUUCAGAUUCUGAGCCACCAAAUGAACUUCAGCUAAGAAGUGACCUUGAAAAGGGAGAUGUAACAGCUAAAAUUGAAGCUCUGAAGAAAACUAUUCACCUUAUGCUGAAUGGAGAAAAACUCCCAAAUUUGCUAAUGACUAUUAUACGUUUUGUUCUGCCUCUUCAAGACCAUACCAUUAAAAAACUGUUGCUAAUUUUUUGGGAGAUAGUACCAAAAACAACUCCUGAUGGAAAACUGCUGCAGGAGAUGAUUCUUGUGUGUGAUGCAUAUAGAAAGGACCUUCAGCAUCCAAAUGAGUUCAUCAGGGGUUCAACACUCCGUUUUUUGUGCAAACUUAAGGAACCAGAGUUGCUAGAGCCACUUAUGCCUGCAAUUCGUACAUGUUUAGAGCACCGACAUUCAUAUGUGCGCAGAAAUGCUGUUUUAGCAAUUUUCACCAUUUUCAAAAACUUUGACUUCUUGAUACCGGAUGCUCCUGAACUUGUGGCAAACUUUCUAGAAACAGAGCAGGACAUGUCUUGUAAAAGAAAUGCUUUCAUGAUGCUAAUUCAUGUUGAUCAGGAGAGAGCCUUAAGCUACCUAAGCUCAUGUGUAGACCAGGUUCAUUCAUUUGGAGACAUCCUUCAGUUAAUUACUGUAGAGCUUAUCUACAAGGUUUGUCAUGCCAAUCCAGCUGAGCGUUCCCGUUUCAUACGAUGUAUUUACAACUUGUUGAACUCAAAUAGUCCAGCUGUGAGAUAUGAAGCUGCAGGAACUCUAGUCACCCUAUCAAGUGCUCCAACAGCCAUUAAGGCUGCUGCAAGCUGUUACAUAGAACUUAUAGUGAAAGAAAGUGAUAACAAUGUAAAACUGAUUGUGCUGGAUAGACUUAUUGCUUUGAAAGAAUUGCCAGCUCAAGAAAGAAUUUUACAGGAUUUGGUGAUGGACAUUCUUAGAGUACUUACUGCAUCUGAUCUAGAGGUCAGGCGUAAAACUCUAAACCUAGCUCUGGACCUUGUUUCUUCUAGAAAUGUAGAAGAGAUGGUACUGGUUUUGAAAAAGGAGGUGACUAAAACCCACAAUGUUGUAGAACAUGAAGACACUGGUAAAUACAGACAGUUGCUGGUUCGUACUCUGCACUCUUGCUGUGUAAAGUUUCCUGAUGUUGCUCACACAAUCAUUCCUGUGUUGCUUGAGUUUCUGUCAGACACAAAUGAACAAGCUGCUGCAGAUGUGCUGAUAUUUGUAAGGGAAGCCAUGCAACGAUUCGAACAGCUUCGUUCCCUCAUUAUUAACAAGUUAUUGGAAGUUUUUUCUUCUGUCAAGUCUUCCAAGAUUCAUCGUGGUGCUUUAUGGAUUCUAGGAGAAUACUGUAACACUACAGAAACUAUUCAGAGCCUGAUGACAGAACUUCGACAAUCACUUGGGGAAAUCCCAAUUGUAGAUGAUGAAAUGAAAAAAGCGGCUGGUGAAGAGAAUGGUGAUAAAGAUGCAGAUCUAGCCAUGACAGCUCCUGUAAAACAGCUUGUUACAGCAGAUGGGACUUAUGCUACACAAAGUAUCUUUAGCACUACUACAAGUUCUAAGAAAGCUGAACAAAAACCACCAUUAAGGUCUUAUUUAAUGGAUGGAGAUUUCUUCAUUGGGGCUUCGAUGGCUUCCAGCCUGACAAAACUAGCUUUUCGUUAUUUGUCAUUAGUGAAUGAUCCCAAAAAACAAAAUUGUUUUGUUGCAGAAUGUAUGUUGAUAAUGACUUCAAUAAUUCAUCUUGGAAAAUCUGGAUUGACAACAAAGAGCAUAAAUGAUGAUGAUUUAGAGAGGAUAUCCUUGUGUCUCAAAGUUCUGGCUGAACGUUCUCCUCUGAUGAUCAAAAUAUUUAACUUGGACUGCAGAGAAUCUCUGUCAACCAUGUUAACCACUAAGAUUGAAGAGGAAAAAGAAACUGAGAAGGCUAAAGAGAAGAAGAGUAUCAUUGUUCAUGCUGAUGACCCUAUACCAUUCAGCCAGUUGGCAUCUAGAGGAGACCUUAUGGGAACAGAGAACAUCUUUGAGCUGAGUCUCUCCCAAGCCAUGGGUCUUGUAAAGAAGGAAAGUCCUGCUGAUCUGUCAUCCUCUAAGUUAAGCAAAGUAACUCAGCUGACGGGCUUUUCGGACCCUGUGUAUUCAGAAGCUUAUGUUCACGUGAAUCAGUAUGAUAUUGUUCUUGAUGUGCUUAUAGUGAAUCAGACUGCAGACACGCUUCAGAAUUGUACAUUAGAACUAGCUACAUUAGGGGACUUAAAAUUAGUUGAAAAGCCAACCCCCAUCAUUCUGGCACCUCAUGACUUCAGUAAUAUCAAGGCUAGUGUCAAAGUUGCUUCUACUGAAAAUGGAAUAAUAUUUGGGAACAUAGUAUAUGAUGUGAAAGGAUCGACAAGUGAUCGUAAUGUUGUGGUAUUGAAUGACAUUCAUAUUGACAUCAUGGACUACAUAGUACCUGCUUCAUGUACAGACACUGAAUUUAGACAGAUGUGGGCAGAAUUUGAAUGGGAAAACAAGGUAUCGGUUAAUACCAAUAUCACAGACCUUAAUUCCUAUCUUCAGCAUCUGAUUAAAUAUACCAACAUGAAGUGUUUGACACCAGACAAGGCUCUUUCUGGUGACUGUGGAUUUAUGGCUGCUAAUCUGUAUGCUAAAUCAAUCUUUGGUGAAGAUGCAUUAGCUAAUGUAAGCAUUGAGAAAAAUCCAAGCAAUCCCAAUGGACCUGUUAGUGGCCAUGUUCGUAUACGUGCUAAAAGUCAGGGUAUGGCUUUGAGUCUGGGAGACAAGAUUAAUGUAACACAAAAAUCCUCCAUGAAAACUGGAGCCUAAAACCUUUUAUAUAAUUUAUCUUUCUUGUUUACGUAUUGUAUUUCGUUAUU